AAAAUGCAAUUAAUUAAGCCAAACAAAAACCAAAGAACUACUCCACUACAAGAGAUUUUGAAGUGAAGGAGCCCUAAUCUUUACAACUCCGUUUCAGAAGAAAUCAUCCAAUUACUCCACCAUGGAAGAAAGCUUCAGAGUUCGCGUGGACAAGACCUUCGGCUCGCUAGCUUCUGCUUCUUCCUCCUCUUCUUCAUCAUCGAAUACGGCGGCGUCGCCGUCGCUGAGUUCUCUGUGGAGCCUCACAGACGAAGAACUAGAAAGGAAAGAGUGGAACCGAGAGAGGGACGACAGCUUCAACGACGCCGAGCCGAAACCCUACCCUCCGAACCUCGACGGAUUCUUCGCGAACCGGAGUAAGAUCCCUCCGCGAGCCGGACGCGUUGGUUUUAAGCAAGAGAUCGAGGCGGACCUUGAAGACCUCGAUGAUGAUGGCGUUGAUGACGAUGAGGAGGAGGAGGAAGGGAAGAAGCGUGAAUUGGUCAAACCAGAUGAUUAUAACGACGAAGAGUGGGAUAUUCGAUCAUCUAUUGGCCUAGACUGCACUCUAGACUUCGAGGAAGAGGAAGAUAAAUAUGACAAAGUGGCUGUAGGCAUGGAAAAGGCUGAUGAUCGCUUGUACAUGAGGGAUAUCACUGGCUACUGGACUGAUAUAAAUUUCUACAAUGAGCUUCCUAAUACAUUUAAGGAUGCCUCAAGAGACCCUCGUGCAAAUCACAUGGCAGCAAAACUCAGACUGCAAGAAGAUGCAGAAGCAGCCGGAAAGUUUGGCUCUUUGCAAGUUUCUGAUACUGGGCUACUUGUUCCAAAUACUCAAAUUAUAGAAGAGGGCGUCAACCCAAAAUCAAUUCUGAAGAGGAAGGAAAAUCAGGUAGACCUGAAAACACAGAAACGGGUCCGGUUCGGCCCCGGAUGUAAUGAUGAUUGUGAGGAAGAUUAUGAAGGAACUAAAGAUGUUGUGAUGGGUAAUUGUUCAACACAAGCUGAAAAAUCAGAAGCAUCUUUUCCACCCCAAGAGUUUUCUGUCGUUCCGGAUUAUAUUAGAAACCCUUCGAAAUACACACAUUACACUUUCGACUCAUCAAGUGAUAGUGAUGAAGAAUCCAACCAGAAAGCUUACAUGGACUUCCUCAAUCAGCAGAAGAGUUCCAACAGCACGGAACCACAGCAGGAUUACACUUCUAGUAAUCUGCCAAAAUCCAUAGCCUUCACUCCAAAAAAGAAGCUUGGUGACGCUUCAUUGAAAAAUGGCAACGAGUUGGAGCAAAACCAGGGAGAUGUUGGCAAAGAGAUUAUGCCCAAGAAAGGUGGCCCUGCCAUUGUCAUUACAGCUGUGGAAGUACCGGAAAGUGAAGUUUGCGAAAUGGAGGAAGAUGAACCAGAAAAGGUGGCAACUAAAAAUAGCAGCUUGCAGAGACAAGGUCGACAAUACCGAACAAAGGCUGACAUAGAGUUGGAUGAGCCUGUUACUUGAUUGAAUCAGGGUAUUCAUCUCGCAAAUCCUGUGCAGCGCUCUUUGGUGUUUGUUGAAUUUUCGGAUGCUUCAUUGAAGAAAACAUGUUUUCCUAUAAGUCCUCUCUUGCUCCCUCUCAUAAAUGUUGUGCCAAUAUACUCACUGUCAUGAGACCCGUACGUGGGCAUCUUUAGCUCCUUUUACUGGUCUUAUUAUGUUUACCAUUUACUAACACAUAAUCAGUGUAAAUUCUAACCGUUGAUUCUCUUUCAUGGACAUUUUUAUGUUUCUUUUUUCA
This is a messenger RNA of Rhododendron vialii, 1751 nucleotides long. RefSeq lists its product as uncharacterized. Lineage: Eukaryota; Viridiplantae; Streptophyta; Magnoliopsida; Ericales; Ericaceae. The coding region runs from base 122 to 1474 and encodes 450 amino acids. The record is from RefSeq and is a predicted model, not a curated record. The transcript has 2 exons.